Messenger RNA from Saccoglossus kowalevskii, 873 nucleotides. Its product is annotated as methionyl-tRNA formyltransferase, mitochondrial-like. Lineage: Eukaryota; Metazoa; Hemichordata; Enteropneusta; Harrimaniidae. Gene Ontology annotation, cellular component: mitochondrion. The record is from RefSeq and is a predicted model, not a curated record. Gene Ontology annotation, biological process: biosynthetic process; conversion of methionyl-tRNA to N-formyl-methionyl-tRNA. Gene Ontology annotation, molecular function: methionyl-tRNA formyltransferase activity.
UUUGAUAUAAUGUCACCUGUGCAACAGUAUGCCAUAGAGAACAGUCUUCCUCAGUUAAUUUGGCCGGAUGUCGGUGGUGAGAGAUGUAAAUAUGACGUUGGUGUUGUCGAUUCAUUUGGUCAUCUGAUCCCAGACAAUGUCAUCAAUAUGUUUACAUAUGGAUUGCUAAAUAUUCAUCCAAGUUUGCUGCCAAGAUGGCGAGGAGCUGCUCCAUUGUACCACACAAUACUGAGUGGAGAUGAAGAAACUGGAGUAACAAUUAUACAAAUAUCUCCGCAAUUUGAUGUUGGACCUAUUGUCAUGCAAACAACUAUUACUGUUCCACAUCGAUGUACGACAAUUCAACUUUCAAAGAUUCUAUCACAGCUGGGAUCGAAUAUGCUUUUACAAGUAUUAGAUGAUUUGCCAAGAAAGAUUGAGAACUCUGUGGUACAACCAACGAAUGGAGUAACAUUAGCCAAGAAGAUAAAAACCGACAUGAGUUGGAUUGAUUGGUGUAACUAUAGCUGUCGGUUUAUUGACAGAUUACACAGAGCCAUAUCUACACAUGUCACACUGAGGACAUUAUGGAGGGGGAAAUUACUAAAACUCUAUAAUAUGGUGGACCUGCAUGUAACACAAGGAUUACAAUUGCCAUUGGCUGAUGUGCAUCCCGGUGUUGUCAAAUAUCAUAAUAAACAUGGCAUAUUAUGUAUUCGUUGUCUGGAUGGCUGGGUUGGAUUUAAAUCAGUAACGAUAGAAAGAAGAAAAAAGAUGUCUGCGAAAGAUUUCUACAACGGCUUCCUCUCUCGGGAUCAGUCACUCGACUGGAAUAAUUUUACAAGUGUACGUAAUAAACAUACAGAAGCACUCAACAAAAAAUAUGGCACAUGA